AUGGAUAAUAGAAAAGUCUUGGUUGCCAAACAAUCAGUAGGAAGAAAAAAGAAAAUAUCUUUUCAGGAUUUUGAAGUUGAUAAAAAGAAACAAGCCGACUCCUCAAAUGUUAUUAUUCCUACCAAAAAAAAUGUCUUUUCAAAUUCUAGAAAAAAAUCGGUUGUUGAUGUGAAUUCUAAUAUUCUUAUAGAAAAAAAAAUUCCUUCAAAUCCUAGAAAGAAAAUUGGUACUGAUGUAGAUUUUAUUAUUUCUACCCAAAAAAAUAUUUCCUCAAAUCGUAAAAAAAAAGCUGACACAGACGUGGAUUUUAUUAUUCCUUUAAAAAAAAACGUUCUCUCAAAGCCUAGAAAGAAAGAUAAUGCUGAUUUUUUUAUUCCUACUAAAAAAGACGAUUUUUCAAACCCUAGAAAGAAAACUAGUACUGAUGUAGAUUUUAUUAUUCCUAACAAAAAAAAGGUUUCUUUAAAGUCUAGAAAGAAAGAUGCUGUUGAUGUAGAUUUUCUUAUUCCUGCACCAAAAAAUGUUUCUUCAAACACUGGAAAAAAUGUAGUUACUGACGUAGAUUUUAUUAAUUCUACUAAAAAAAAAGUUUCUUUGAAUAAAAGAAAGAAAGAUGGUGCUGAUGCAGAAAUUAUUAUUUCUACUAAAAAAAACUCUACUUCCAAUUCUAGAAAAAAAUCUGGUGCUGAUGUAGAUUUUAUUACUCCUACUAAAAAAACAGUUUCUUCAAAUCAAAGAAAGAAAGAUGGUGCUGAUACAGAAAUUAUUAUUUCUAAUAAAAAAAACACUACUUCCAAUUCUAGAAAAAAAUCUGGUGCUGAUGUAGAUUUUAUUAUUCCUACUAAAAAAACAGUUUCUUCAAAUCAAAGAAAGAAAGAUGGUGCUGAUGCAGAAAUUAUUAUUUCUACUAAAAAAAACGCUACUUCCAAUUCUAGAAAAAAAGCUAGUGCUGAUGUAGAUUUUAUUAUUCCUACCAAAAAAAGAGUUUCUUCAAAUCAAAGAAAGAAAGAUGGUGUUGAUGCCGAAAUUAUUAUUUCUACUAAAAAAAACGCUACUUCCAAUUCUAGAAAAAAAGCUAGUGCUGAUGUAGAUUUUAUUAAUCCCAUCAAAAAAAAUAUUCUUUUAAAUUCUAGAAAAAAAUCGAGUACUGAUGCAGAAAUUAUUAUUCCUACCAAAAAAAACGCUACUUCCAAUUCUAGAAAAAAAGCUGGUGCUGAUAUAGAUUUUGUUAUUCCCACCAAAAAAAAUAUUCCUUCAAACCCUAGAAAGAAAGCUGGUGCUGAUGUAGAUUUUUUUAUUCCUACCAAAAAAAGAGUUUCUUCAAAUUCUGUAAAUAAAGUUGGUGCUGAUGCAGAAAUUAUUAUUUCUACAAAAAAAAACGCUACUUCCAAUCCUAGAAAAAAAGCUGGUGCUGAUAUAGAUUUUAUUAUUCCCACCGAAAAAAAUAUUGCUUCAAACCCUAGAAAGAAAACUGUUGCUGAUGUAGAUUUUAUUAUUUCUAGCAAAAAAAGAGUUUUUUCAAAUCCUGUAAAUAUAGUUGGUGCUGAAGUAGACCUUAUUAUUCCUACCAAAAAAAGAGUUUCUUCAAAUCCUGUAAAUAAAGUUUGUGCUGAUACAGAAAUUAUUAUUUCUACUAAAAAAAACGCUACUUCCAAUCUUAGAAAGAUAGCUAGUGAUGAUAUAGAAUUUAUUAAUCCUAUCAAAAAAAAUAUUCCUUUAAAUUCUAGAAAAAAGACGAGUACAGAUGUAGAUUUUGUUAUUCCUACCAAGAAAAAAGUUUCUUUAAAUCCUAUAAAUAAAGUUGGUGCUGAUGCAGAUUUUAUUAUUUCUACCAGUGAAAAUGUUUCUUCAAAUCUUAAAAAGAAAGCUGGUGCUGAUGUAGAUUUUUUUAUUCCUACCAAAAAAAGAGUUUCUUCAAAUUCUGUAAAUAAAGUUGGUGCUGAUGCAGAUAUUAUUAUUUCUACUAAAAAAAACGCUACUUUCAAUCCUAGAAAAAAAACUGGUGUUGAUGUAGAUUUUAUUAUUUCCACCGAAGAAAAUAUUCCUUCAAAUCUUAGAAAGAAAUCUGGUGCUGAUGUAAAUUUUAUUAUUCCUACCAAAAAAAGAGUUUCUUCAAAUCCUGUAAAUAUAGUUGGUGCUGAUGUAGACCUUAUUAUUCCUGCCAAAAAAAAUAUUCCUUUAAAUUCGAGAAAAAAGGCGAGUACCGAUGUAGAUUUUAUUAUUCCUACCAAAAAAAGAGUUUCUUCAAAUCCUGUAAAUAUAGUUGGGGCUGAUGUAGAUUUUAUUAUUCCUACCAAAAAAAAUAUUUCUUCAAACCCUAGAAAGAAGGCUGGUGCUGAUGUAGACAUUAUUAUUUCUACCAAAAAAAGAGUUUCUUCAAAACAAAGAAAGAAAGAUAGUGCUGAUGUAGAUUUUAUUAUUCCUACCGAAAAAAAUAUUCCUUUAAAUUCUAGAAAAAAGGCGAGUACUGAUGUAGAUUUUACUAUUCCUACCGAAAAAAAAGUUUCUUCAAAUCCUAUAAAAAAAGUUGGUGCUGAUGCAGAUUUUAUUAUUUCAACCAGUGAAAAUGUUUCUUCAAAUCUUAGAAAUAAAAUGGGUACUGAUGUAGAUUUUAUUUUUACUACCAAAAAAAAUAAUUCUUUAAAUCCUAUAAAGAAGGCGGGUGCUGAUGCAGAUUUUAUUAUUCCAACUGAAAACACUAUUCCUACGAAUUCUAGAAAAAAAGUGGGUACUGAUGCAGAUAUUAUUAUUCACACGGAAAAAAAUAUUCCAUCAAAUUUUAGAAAGAAAGCAGCUGCUCCUGAUGUAGAUUUUUUUAUUCCUGCCAAUAAAAAUGUUUCUUUAAACCUUAUGAAGAAUACUGGUUCUAAUGUAGAUUUUAUUAACUCCACCAAAAAAAAUGUUUUUUCAAAUCUUAUAAAAAAUACUGGUGCUGAUGAAGAUUUUAUUAUUCCUACCAAUAAUAAUGUUUCUUCAAAUCCUAUAAAGAAAGUGGACUCUAACAAAAGUUAUAUUUUUCCUACCAAAGAAAAAAUUCUUUCAGAUAUUAGAAAGGAAAUGAACGCUGACAUACAUUUUAAGAAUUUUAUUAAAAAAAAUAAUCUUUUAAAAAAUAAAAAGAAUGUGGACAAUAACAUAUAUAUUAUUUAUUCUACCAAAACAGAUAUUCCUUUAAACUCAAAAGAAAAAGAGGUUACUGAUUUAAAUGUUACUAAUUUUUCAAAAAAAAAUGUUUCAGCAAUUCCUAUAGAUAACAGGAGCACUAAUUUGAAUGUUAUUUGUUCUACCAAAAAUAAUGUUCCUUCAAACAUUGGAGAAAAAGUAGGUACUAACAUAAAUGUUAUUAAUUUUUCAAAAGAAAAUGAUUCUUCAAACCCAAGAAAGAAAGCGGGUACUGAUGUAGAUUUUACUAUUCCUACCAAAAGAAAUGAUCCUUUAAAUUCUAGAGAGAAAGAGGAUGAUAACACAGAUGUUAUUAUUCUUACAGAAAAAAAUGUUCUACCAAACUCUAGAGAAAAAGUCGCUUCUGACAUAAAAGUUUUUAAUUCUACCGAAAAAAAUGUUUUUUCAAGUUAUGAAGAGAAAGUUGAUUCAGACAUAUUUGUCAUUUAUCCUACCAAAAAAAAUGUUUCAUUAAAUUCUGAAGAGAUAAAGGAUACUGAUGUAAACAUUAUUCAUUCUACCGAAAAAAAUGUUUCUCAAAAUUCUGGAGAGAAAGUGUGUACUGACGAAAACGUUAUUAUUCCUACAAAAACAUAUGUUCUUUCAAAGCUUAAAGAUAAAGUGUGUACUAACAAAAAUGUUAAAAAAGUAACAUAUGAAAAUCUAAUUUAUAUUCUUGAUUGUUAUGGACUUAUAAAUCCUCUAAAACAGUUUGGAUUCCCUUUCGAGAUUAUAGUUGAUAUUCUAGAGAUUUAUUUACUUGAAAAUUAUGAAAUAACUUCAUUUCCUUUAUGUGGUUAUACUAUUGAACUAAUUCUUGUUCUUGUAAGAGGAAAUGGACCUUAUAGAUUUGAUAACUUAGAAAUUGUUCUUCAAAUGAUUUUAAAAGAUUACAUGGAUAAUUUUUUAAAUGCAUAUGAUAGAACUGUUGUUUUGAAAUCUGUUGAAAAAGAAUUGGCUGAAAUUUUUGAUCAUCCUUUAAAUUUUAAAUGCAGAAGAUUGUUAAUGGCAAUUAUUAUUUUUUAUGCUAUACAUCCUGAUUAUGACCCUAAUUAUAAAGUGUCAAAUCAAAAUCUUGUUGAAAAAAUUUCAUAUGUUGCUAUUUUUUACAAUUUCGUUCCAUUAUAUAAAGCUAACAUUUGUGAAAAUAUUUCAGAAGAAAGAGUUUAUGCAUUAAGAAUGAUGGCUAAAAGUUUUAUUGAAACAUAUUGCCGUAAAGAAGAUUAUGAUAAAUUACCUUUUGACAAAAAUUAUCUUAAUCCAUUUUUCUCAAUGUUUAUUAGAUGUUUUGGAUUUAUUACAAAAGAAACAAUUCGCUAUAUUGAGGUAGAUAAUUAUAGUCGAGAGGAGUGUACAAAAAAGGUUCAAAAUGCUGCAUUAGUUGGUAGUCAUUCUUUAUUUUAUUUAUUUGAAAUGAUAAAAAGUAGACAUAUGGAUCAACUUUUAAUAGAGUCAGAGUUAUAUUCAGUCUUAGAGGAAGUAACAAGAAUGUCCAGAUUAAUUUUUUUUAACAAUUUAUAUACAGAAAAGUUAAGAAAAAUUGUUUUUCCUGUUCAUAUCAAAAAUAUAUUUGGUUCGUUUGCUAGUCUUGAAUAUACUGCUUGUUCUACUGCUCGAAAUAGAGGAUGUGAUAAAUUCUUUAUGUUACAAGUCGAAACAUGGCAAGAAAUCAUGAAUUUUAUUGUCGAUUAUAAUAAAAGAAAAAGAAAACAUUAUGACGAUGAUCCUUUUGAUAUUAAAGAAUUCAUUGAUCCUAAUAUUGAUAAAUAUUUUAAAGAACUUUAUGAAGAGUAUAAAAUGGAUACACAGCUUAACACUGAAAAAUGA
Molecule: messenger RNA, 4989 nt
Organism: Strongyloides ratti
Lineage: Eukaryota; Metazoa; Nematoda; Chromadorea; Rhabditida; Strongyloididae
Exons: 3
Coding region: 1-4989 (1662 amino acids)
Source: RefSeq, a predicted model, not a curated record